UUCAUCUUUUAUUCUUCACAAUUCUUCAAAUUCUUGCUUCAAUCAUGGCCGGAGGAAAGAAGACAAAAGCUUCGAAGAAGAAGGCCACCGCCGAGGCUACGAGCUCUGCGCCUCAACCCUUUCCAUACCUGGACGGAUCCUUCUUGGAGUUCGGGUCAGAGGAGGAACUCAACCGGUUCCUCACGCACUUUGCCAAGCGUCCCAUUUCUCCGCCUAGGGUGCUGCCCGAGUUGUACCCUCAACAAAAGGGGUACCACGACCUCGACAACCAGCUUCAAGCAUCGGGUCUGUGGUCGUUCGUCUCCAGGAUCCGCUCGAGCUUCAAUCCUGCCUUUGUGCGAGCCUUCUACUCCAAUCUCCGCCGGGACGGGGACACCAUUCGCAGUAGCAUCAAUCUCUACGACAUAGAGAUUGAUCUGGCUACCUUCGCUCGGGUCGCAGGGUUGCCCACCCGCGGUGACGACAUAACAACAUUCGGCGGCGAUGAUUGGAUCCUCAACAAUGAGGCGGUGGUCAUCCGAGAGCUUGGGAUCACCAACCUCAUCCGUCACAGCGGCGCACCAACAAUCCACUCAGCCCCGCCGGAGAAGCGUCUUCUUCUCUACAUCCUCACCCGGAUCCUUCGCCCUCGGGACGGUAGCCACACAUGUCUCUUCAACGAGGAUCUCAAGGCGGUUCGUGCUAUCACCCACGGCACCUCGAUCAAUUGGGCAAAAUACGUCAUGAUUCACAUGGCGGAUUGCGCCUCCAUCGCCACAGAGCGGAGCUUGCCAUACGCCUUCCUCGUCAUGGACCUCAUCAUCUCCGCCGACAUCUCCAUCGCCGGCCCGGAUACGAAGAUGACAAAGAUUUGGAUCAUCCAAGACAGCACCUUCCGGAAGAAGUCCGGUGACGGAACCGGCGCUGGACCGAGUCGUGCCCGUGCCCCUGCCCCUGCCUCCGCUCCCGCCAAGGCGU
Cuscuta campestris is the source of this 957-nucleotide messenger RNA. Lineage: Eukaryota; Viridiplantae; Streptophyta; Magnoliopsida; Solanales; Convolvulaceae. The record is from the annotation of a GenBank genome assembly.